AUGAGCAGACCGACCCACUCACCUGAAAAACCGCCGAUCGCAGAGGAAAAGCUGAGGGACAUGCUUGGUGAGCUGCGCUGCAAUAUUGCAGCUGACAUCGCCACGUUCUGCGAAGAGAUCAGCAGAGUAUCGGCCCGCCUGCAAAACACAGAGCUCAACACUGCCGCACAGGAAAGCCGACUUGUGACG
Pelobates cultripes (western spadefoot toad) is the source of this 189-nucleotide messenger RNA. Lineage: Eukaryota; Metazoa; Chordata; Amphibia; Anura; Pelobatidae. The record is from the annotation of a GenBank genome assembly.